ACCUUUUUAUCCGUACCAGGUAGAGGUGACACCGAAACGCUUGACACACAUAAUGGUUAACUUAAAUCAAAUAGUUAAAUAAUAAAGACCUCAGAUAAUAAGUGUGCAGACGUAUCACGGGGCAACUGUUACCAUUGUUACAGUAGUCUCGAUUCCCCAUUCUCCGCCUCCGCGUCACAUGUUUGGAGACAAACGCAGAUACAGACACAGGGGACUUUAAAUAGUUUAAGCGAAACCUGUGAAAACCAGAGAAGAAGGUCAAGAGCAAAAACAGCGCCUGACAUAAACCAAGAUGCCUUUCCUGCCAGCGUUUUCAAUGGCGACUUGGACUCUGCUUGCCUUAUUCUUUACGCUACUAUUUGUAUCAUGAUGCACAAGGUUCAGCUGUUUUGUAGUGAUCUAGGUUCCUGCAGUCAGGCGCCUCAAACAGGGUCUGGUAAAUCCACACGCUGGCAGAGGGCGGGCGCGCACCCGGGACCUCCUGCACUGAAGCAUAGCGCCGAUACCGCUGUAAGAAAGCAGCGGCUCCUUUGCAAAGAGCGUAAAUCAGGAAUAAUGGAAUCAUUAUUACCUUGAACAGGUAUGGGAUUUGGCCACAUAGAUUAUUUAAAAAGCUUGGGAUUCCUGGGCCUAGACCCUUGCCCUUCAUAGGGACUUUUUUGGAAUACAGGAAGGGUAUUCACGGAUUUGAUAUGGGCUGUUUUAAGAAGUACGGAAGAAUGUGGGGGAUUUAUGAUGGACGGUUGCCAAUUUUGGCUGUGAUGGACACAGCAAUGAUAAAAACAAUCCUAGUUAAAGAGUGCUAUAGCAUCUUCACUAACCGGCGGAAUUUAGGCUUGAACGGGGAAUUGUAUGAUGCCCUGUCCAUUGCGGAAGAUGAGGCAUGGAAAAGAAUCCGCAGUGUGCUCUCGCCAUCCUUCACCAGUGGAAGACUUAAACAGAUCUUCCCAAUAGUCAAGCAGUAUGCAGACACUUUGCUACGAAACAUUCAGAAGAAAGCAGAUGCCAAAGAGACUGUUCAAAUGAAAGAGAUCUUUGGUACAUACAGUAUGGAUGUUGUCACUAGCACCUCCUUCAGUGUAGACAUUGACUCUCUCAACAAUCCUAAAGAUCCCUUUGUAGCCAACAUCAAGAAAAUGAUGAAAUUCACCCUCUUUAACCCAUUUUUGUUAAUUUUAAUUCUGUUCCCUUUUCUUUUGCCAUUGUUGAAGAAAUUAAAUAUUGCGUUUAUUCCAAAUUCGGUUAUGGAUUUCUUCUACGCAUCGUUUCGGAAAAUGAAGUCUGACCGGAAGAAGAAUUACCAUACUGCAGGUAGCAGGGUAGAUUUCUUGCAGCUGAUGGUAGAUUCUCAGAUUCCAGAUAAAAGCGCUCAAUCCAAAACAGAUGAACAGCCUUCAAAAGGUCUGACAGACCAUGAGAUCCUGUCUCAGGCUAUGAUCUUUGUUUUCGCUGGCUAUGAAACCACUAGCACCACUCUCUCCUUCCUGACAUAUAACCUGGCAACCAACCCCAAGGCAAUGAUGAAGCUGCAGGAGGAGAUAGAUCGAGUCCUUCCAAACAAGGCUCCUGUGACCUAUGAAUCGCUGGCGGCGAUGGAGUACCUGGACAUGGCACUGAAUGAGUCCCUGAGACUGUACCCUGCAGCACCCCGGCUUGACAGGGUCUGUAAGAAGACCGUAGAGAUCAAUGGGGUUACCAUCCCCAAGGGCACUGUCGUCACGAUACCCACUUACGCUCUGCACCGCGACUCAAAACACUGGCCGGACCCUGAAGUCUUUGAUCCUGAAAGGUUCAGCAAAGACAAGACAGAAAACAUGGACCAGUAUGCCUACCUACCAUUUGGAGCGGGUCCUCGUAAUUGCAUUGGAAUGAGGUUUGCUAUCAUCCUCGUGAAAGUGGCGAUGGUUAACUUGCUUCAGAACCUCACCUUUCUUCCCUGCAAGGAGACUCAGAUCCCCCCUGAGCUGGAUAUCCAAGGACUGCUCCAGACGAAAAAACCCAUCGAGCUGAAGGUUGUCUCCCGGGUUCCUGCUAACAACGAAGAAUGAAUAUCAAAGUGAAAUUCACCCAACUUGUUUUAACAAUGUAUUUUGUAUUAAUAUCCUGCCACUCUCAAGCAUGUAUUUUCAUUAAGAGGAUCCUAUCUUCCUAAGCUGCUUCUGCAAUUCAAAAUACCAAAAAAAGCUCAAAUAAUAAGCAUUAAAACACUAAAUGAAAAAAUGUUUAAUUCAUUAAAAUUAAAA
Polyodon spathula (Mississippi paddlefish) is the source of this 2243-nucleotide messenger RNA. RefSeq names its product cytochrome P450 3A27-like. The transcript is spliced from 14 exons. Lineage: Eukaryota; Metazoa; Chordata; Actinopteri; Acipenseriformes; Polyodontidae. Gene Ontology annotation, molecular function: oxidoreductase activity, acting on paired donors, with incorporation or reduction of molecular oxygen, reduced flavin or flavoprotein as one donor, and incorporation of one atom of oxygen; heme binding; steroid hydroxylase activity. Bases 693 to 2048 code for a protein of 451 amino acids. The record is from RefSeq and is a predicted model, not a curated record.